Messenger RNA from Rotaria sp. Silwood1, 1068 nucleotides. NCBI's taxonomy places the organism in Eukaryota, Metazoa, Rotifera, Eurotatoria, Philodinida, Philodinidae. The record is from the annotation of a GenBank genome assembly.
AUGACUUCCAAAAUCAAACCAUCGACAACAAAUGAUUUUUAUUAUGCAUGUCGUAAUGGAGAUAUAGAUAAAGUUCGUGAAAAAUUACCAACUAUGACUUUAGAUGAAAUCGAUCAGAUUCAAGCCAAUGGUUCUACUGCAUUGCAUGCUGCAUCUUAUUAUGGUCAUACGGAAAUAGUUAAAUUACUAUUAGAGAAAGGUGCUAGUCGUUCAAUAUCAAAUGAACAUAAAUGUUUACCGUAUGAUGAAACCGAAAAGGAUGAAAUUAAAAAAUUAUUUUUACGUCAAUCAGCUAAUCGUUUUUCGGAUGAUGGAUCUGGUCAUAUUGAUUGGAUGAAAUGUGAUGCAGAAGUAGAAGCUCUUGCAAGUAACUAUCGAUUUCGUCAUAGUGGAUUUGGAUGGCAAAGUAAAAAUAUCAAUUAUCGUUUAAAAUAUAUUAAAAGCGAAAUGUCUCAUACAGAGAAAGAUCGUAUCAAAGUAUUUAUAGAGACAGCAGAAAAAGAUCCAUUUUAUCUUCUUAAAGCUUAUACUGUUGAAUCAGACUUUUAUAUUAAAUUAAAUAAAGAUUUAGCAACAAAACAUUUUGAUCAAGGUACAAAUUUUGGUAUAACAUUUUUUAUUGAUUUCUUCUAUAAUAAUCCAGCAUUUAAUAGUUUAUCAUAUAUCGGAAAAGUUUACCGUGGUAUGACAAUGACUUGUGAUGAUCUGCAACAGUAUGCGGUUGGAGGAAAAGUUAUGAAUAAAGCAUUUAUGUCAACGACUAAAGAUCGAAACGUUGCUAAACAAUUUGCAAAAAACAAUUUAACUCAUCGUGAAAAACAACAUGGUGAAAUUGUUAAAUUAUCGACUCUUUGUACAUAUGAAAUUAUUAAUGCUCGAACGGCAUUAAAUAUUGAAAGCAUAUCUGAAUACCGAGAUGAAAAAGAAGUAUUAGUAGGUCCAUAUUCAGCUUUUAUAAUAUUAAAGGUACAUAAAGUUACUUCAAAUUAUGUUGAAAUUGAUCUUCGAGAAUGUGAAAAAUUAAGUUGCCAAGAUAGAGAUGAAAAUGAUGAUUUUGAUGAUGAUUAG